CCCCUCUCCUGCGCCGUGCAGAGCUACUCCUGGGGAAAGGUGGGCCUGGAGAGCGAAGUGGCCAAGCUGCUGGCCAGCAGUGACCCCCUGGUCCAGAUCCGGCCCGACCAGCCCUAUGCAGAGCUCUGGAUGGGUGCGCACCCCCGGGGUGACGCCAUCAUCCGGGAUAACCGCAUCCCCCAAAAGACCUUGGGCCAGUGGAUUGCCGACAACCCUGCCUGCUUGGGGGCGAAGGUGAAGGAUGCCUUCCAGGGUCACCUGCCUUUCCUCUUCAAGGUGCUGUCGGUCAACACCGCCCUCUCCAUCCAGGCACACCCCAACAAGGAGCUGGCAGCAAAGCUGCACGCCCAGUUCCCUGAGCACUACCCUGAUGACAACCACAAGCCCGAAAUGGCCAUCGCUCUCACCCCCUUCGAGGGCUUGUGCGGCUUUCGGCCGGUGGAGGAGAUCGUCUCCUUCCUCCAGAGUAAGGAUGGCGAGGGAGGGCGGUCGUGAGGUCAGACCUCGCUGGAGCGCAGCGGGAGCGAUGACCCCCGCGGCGUCUCGGCCGCCCUCCGCGUCUGCUUCACCCGCCUGAUGAAGAGCGAGAAGAAGUUCUUCGUCGACCAGCUGAACAUGCUGGUGAAGAGGAUCUCCCAGGAAGCGGCGGAAGGGAAGGACACAUCGGGGAGCAACGGGGACCUGCUGCUGCGGUUGCACUCCCAGUACCCAGGGGACAUCGGCUGCUUCACCAUUUAUUUCCUCAACCUGGUGAGGCUGGAGCCGGGGGAGGCCAUGUUCCUGGGAGCCAAUGAGCCCCACGCCUACCUGCACGGAGACUGCGUGGAGUGUAUGGCGUGCUCGGAUAACACGGUGCGCGCCGGGCUCACCCCCAAAUUCAUCGACGUCCUCACCCUGUGCGAGAUGCUCAACUACACGCCGGCGCCCAGCAGCUCCAAGAUCUUCCCGGCUGCGCAGAGCCAGCUUGACCCCAGCGUCUACCUCUACGACCCACCUGUGCCAGACUUUGCCAUCAUGAGGAUAGAGAUCCCCACCUCCAUCAAGCUGUACCUCGUCUCCGCCGUGGACUCAGCCAGCAUCUUGCUGGUGAUCCAAGGGACAGCCGUGGGCACGUCCACAGCCGCAGCCUCCGAAAUG
Messenger RNA from Leptosomus discolor (cuckoo roller), 1137 nucleotides. The record is from RefSeq and is a predicted model, not a curated record. Lineage: Eukaryota; Metazoa; Chordata; Aves; Leptosomiformes; Leptosomidae.